AGCUGUUGAGACACAGUCAUUGGAACUCUGAGAAAAUACAUCUGUGAAGCAUUUGGCAAACUUAAUAUCAUUAUAAGAUUUUUUUUUAUAAUCUUAAUUUUCUUUACUCAUGAACGGCUUAGUAAUAAGGACACUGUCGUAAGGGAAAGUUGGUUAUUUAUAUAUCGUUGGUUAUUGAGUUAUCAUUUCCCAACAAAAAUACUACUUUUGGUGGUUUCGCGGAAGAGACCAACAGGAUGAGUUUGAGUGUGACCGGGUAUUCCCACCAAGGGUAUCCCCACCCGGGACCCACGGGACAUGACCUUUACCAGUACCCUCAAAUGCCACGAUACACCGAUCAUUGUGGGGACGCCACCUAUUUCCAGAACUGGGUACUAAAUGGACACCACCCGGAUGUACAAAUGUCCCCGGAGUCGUACGGGAUGUGUACCCCUUCCCCCACAGACUUCCAUGUGAUGGGACAUUACGUAUCGGACGGUAUCAGAUACACUGCUGACGGAGUACCCAUCGAAAGGGUGGUAAAACGGCGAACAUCUGCCAACAAAAAGGAACGACGGAGGACACUAUCUAUUAAUUCAGCGUUUGCAACAUUAAGGGGUUGUAUACCCAAUGUUCCAUCGGACACAAAAUUAUCCAAGAUUAAAACUUUAAGACUGGCCACAAGUUAUAUUUCCUACUUAAUGGAUGUGUUGGAAAAAGACGAUCCACAGCUAACCGAGGACGGGUUCAAAGCCGAACUGGUUAAGAAAAAUGACAAAAAAUCAACCCCCGAAGAGAAAAAACAUAAAGAAAACACGAAUUCGGAUUCCUCUGAAUCAGCGAGCCCUUCCAGUAUAGACAAGAAAACUAAGGGACGGACAGGCUGGCCCCAGCACGUGUGGGCUUCCGAACUUAAACAAUAGUGAGGACAAACAUGUCUGGUGUUUGCGAAAAACCUGCAGCAAUUAAUUCCGUUUUCCAAUGAUUCCAUAUCUUGUGGACAAUAUCCACGGAAAUCUGUUUCCAUGAAGCGCAGAGCUCCCGAACGGUGACCAAACAUGUUGUCGGAAACAAACCGGAUCCGGAAAUCCAAACACAACGAGAAUGGACGAGCAUGGUCGUCAGGACGACGCACAGGAAGUAGUAAGGACGGAAGUGCGCGUGAUAAGAAGAGCUAUAAUGGUAUAUUGCUUUACAAAAUACUGCAAUGGAAUGGCCAGCAAGGAUCACAUAAAGUCUAACGUAAUGAUGAAGACAUUUCAGACUCGACAGAGGCAAGUGGAUGUGUGUUCUACAACUAUAGCAUAUUUAUUGGAUUUAUGUUUAUGAUUAUUUUUGGUAACAUUUUGUCAACAGAGAGUUUUAUUUAGAUGAUAUGACAUGUUAUAGUUUCAUCAGAGCAAUAACUUUAUUCAUCGUGGUUUUUUUAUUUUUAAGAUUAUGUUUAAUUUUGUUUACCAUCAUUCAUCGGAGAUAGAUGCAUUUAAAAGAUUGAAGAUGACCUCUGGUUUUCUCACAGACUCUUGUCUGCCUUGCUUUCUAAUGUGUUUCUCUCACAAAUAGAUCUCUUUUUAACAUGUUUGAAUCAUUCAUGCCUUAUUCAUUCGAGGGAUGUGACGAUGGAAUAAAAAAGUAUACAAAGUAUCACGAUAUGUAUAAAUAGGUAAGGAAGCAUUUUUCUGACUACCUGAGUCAGUGGGGUCAGGCCUGACACGACGCGAGCUGUGUCUACCCAAUCGUCUCAGUAAAUGGAGAUAGGACGAUGGCUUGGGACCGUGUGAAAUGGGCGUGCUAGUGUGCGUGUGAGAUGGAGGUACAUGAUUUACACUGGUAGUAGCGAGUGUCUGAAGGUAUACAAGUGUUUAUGAGAUUUUGGUCGACUGUUUGGUAUAGAGCCGGUGUAAAUGGUUUCGAUUGUGUAUACAUUGUGUGUAAGUUAAACUUCACAUUGCAUUAUCAAUCAAAUAAUCAUGUUAAAUUAAUCUUACUUUCUAUUUUUGUCAUUUGAAUAACUUGUAUUGAUAUUAUUUAUUUCUUACAAAACCCUGUGCUAGACACAUACGUUAUCACGGAAUUCCAAAGACGAAAACGUCUGCAGAAAUGUGAGCUUAUAACUUUAAGUAUAUAAAAGAGACUUGCAUUUUUAUGAUUUCAUUUUUAGUAUGAAUAUUCUGUAUGGAGGUAUAUUAUCUUAUUACCCUUAAGGUAUUUAACAUUAAGCUUUCCAAUCAGGCGAUUAGCAUACAUUUACACGUCCUAUUGUAUGUGACAGGUGUUUAUAUUUGUUCAUUGCAUACUAAAUGAAAUUGAUGAGUGAAUUUUAUAUUUACGUUAUACUGUGUGCCAAACUAGAAAGGUUUUGUUGGAACAAUCCUCAGUUACUUUUGUGUUGAAUCUCUAAAGAGAUUAUGUCAGGGUAUGCCAUCAUGCAACCCGGAAAAUAAACACAAACGAUUUU
Messenger RNA from Mizuhopecten yessoensis (Yesso scallop), 2437 nucleotides. Its product is annotated as heart- and neural crest derivatives-expressed protein 2-like. Bases 237 to 902 code for a protein of 221 amino acids. Gene Ontology annotation, biological process: regulation of transcription by RNA polymerase II; developmental process. Gene Ontology annotation, molecular function: DNA-binding transcription factor activity, RNA polymerase II-specific; RNA polymerase II transcription regulatory region sequence-specific DNA binding; protein dimerization activity. The record is from RefSeq and is a predicted model, not a curated record. NCBI's taxonomy places the organism in Eukaryota, Metazoa, Mollusca, Bivalvia, Pectinida, Pectinidae. The transcript has 2 exons.